This is a messenger RNA of Sugiyamaella lignohabitans, 1389 nucleotides long. RefSeq names its product Uga4p (gene UGA4). Lineage: Eukaryota; Fungi; Ascomycota; Dipodascomycetes; Dipodascales; Trichomonascaceae. Gene Ontology annotation, biological process: transmembrane transport. The transcript has a single exon. The coding region runs from base 1 to 1389 and encodes 462 amino acids. The record is from RefSeq and is a predicted model, not a curated record. Gene Ontology annotation, cellular component: membrane. Gene Ontology annotation, molecular function: transmembrane transporter activity.
AUGGCUGAAAUGGGAAGCGCUUUGCCUACCUCGGGAGGUCUCUAUUGGUGGACUUUCAAGUUUGCCCCAGAGGCACUGAAGAAACCUCUUUGUUUUCUAGCGGGCUAUUCCAACACCCUAGGUUUAGUCGGUGGUGUAGUAUCCAUCGACUACGGAUUCGCUUCUAUGGUGUUGUCUGUUCCUUCAAUAGCAGAUCCUCAUUUCACCCCCAAUAAGUACCAAACUUACGGUGUGUUUGUAGCAUGUGUUCUCAGUCAUAUGGUGAUUGGCUCGGUUGCCACCACUGUUAUGUCAAGAUUACAGACUUUUUGUAUUGUUAUUAACAUGCUGGUCAUUGUGAUAACUGUGAUUGCUGUCCCAAUAGGAGCAAAGAAUCUUCGUUCCGGACAUGAAGUGUUUACCGACACUACCAACUUGAAUGACUGGCCAUAUGGUUGGACGUGGAUGUUAUCUUGGAUGUCGGCCAUUUGGACUAUCGGAGCUUUUGACAGUUGUGUACACCUUUCUGAAGAGGCUACAAAUGCUGCUACUGCUGUUCCUUUCGGUAUUGUUUUAUCCAUCUCCAUGUGCGGUGUUUUAGGAUUCGCCAUUCUAGCUGUUCUAAUUUCCAGCAUUAGCGACUUCAGCGCUGUGAUUAAUACUGCUACCGGCCAACCAAUGGCUCAAAUUUAUUUAGAUGCAUUGGGAAAGAAGUGGACUAUCGCCAUGAUGAUUAUGUUGUUUAUCGUCCAAUGGUUCAUGGGUCUCUCUCUCUUAGUCGCCGCAUCUCGUCAAACUUGGGCUUUCAGCCGAGAUGGUGCCCUCCCUCUUUCUUGGUGGGUACGUAAAAUUAACAUGAAGCUUCAGGUUCCUGUUAGAGCUGUGAUCUUUGAUGGUGUUUUGUGUCUAGUCAUUGGAUUGCUGGUACUGGUUGAUACCGCUGCCGCUCUUGCUCUGUUUUCUUUGGCUCCUGCUUCUAAUGGUUUGGCAUGGCUCUUACCUAUCUUCUGUCGCCAUGUAUGGUUUGACAAGGAUGCAUUCAAACCCGGUCCUUUCUACCUCGGCCAUUUCUUUUCCCGACUUAACGGACUUUUUGCAUCUGUCUACUUGAUUUUUGUGGUAUUUGUACUUUCAAUGUGGCCAGCUUCUGGUCCUGACCCAACUCCUCAAGAUAUGAACUACACCUGUGUCAUCAACGGGGCUGUUUGGGUAGGUUCCCUUCUGUAUUACUUCCUCUCGGCCAGAAAAUGGUUCGAGGGACCUCAACAAACUUUGGAUACCGAGGAGAUUCAUGGUGUUGAUUUGAUUGCGACCCAUAGUCAGCACCACCAUGGUGAGGGUCAUGAACACCAACAUCAGCACGAACAACCUCAAGAGGUGUUUGAGCACGCUGAAAAGACCCCGUUCUAA